ACAGGAAGCAAGAAGGAUCCGAAAUUAGGGCGGAGUUUUGAGGAAGAAACAUCGGGUCAGGCACUUGACCGAAACCAACAACGUGUCAAGUGACGGAGCCCUGUCGCUCCUAGGGCCACGGCGGCUGAUAAAACUGUUCCAACUUCCAACGACGCUAAAUUAACCAAAACUCUCUCUCUCAAGACGCAGAGCAGACAUGGGAAAAUCUGAAAAAACUGAAAGAGCUAAAGAAAGAAGAGAAAAGAGACGCCAGGAAAUCUCCCUCCUCAGAACCAUUCCUUAUUCCGAUCACCAGCGGUGGUGGUCUGCAGAGACUGUUGCGGUGGUGACUGGGGGUAACAGGGGGAUUGGAUUUGAGAUUUCGAAGCAGCUUGCGGCACAUGGAGUUACUGUUAUACUCACAUCCAGAGACCACAGUGUGGGGCUUGAAGCGGCUAAGGUCUUCCAAGAAGGUGGUCUCAAUGUGUUUUGCCAUCAGCUCGAUGUGCUAGACACGGCGUCCAUCACUGAGUUUUGUGACUGGUUGAAAGAAAACUACGGUGGGUUGGAUAUUCUGAUAAACAAUGCAGCUGUUAAUUUCAAUCAGGGUUCUGAUAAUACUGUUGAGUAUGCCUCUCAGGUUAUUACAACAAAUUAUUAUGGCACCAAAAACAUGAUUCAAGCAAUAAUCCCCUUGAUGAAACCUUCAGCUGCUGGAGCUCGUAUUGUUAAUGUGAGCUCAAGAUUGGGUAGAAUAAAUGGCAAGCGGAAUAAAAUUGAUGAUGUGAUUUUGAGAGAGAAAUUUAGCAAUUUGGACACAGUCACUGAGGAACUGAUUGAUCAAACAGUUUCCAGUUUCCUACAACAAGUACAAGAUGGCACUUGGGAAUCAGGUGGGUGGCCUAAAACAUUCACUGACUACUCAGUAUCAAAACUUGCAGUGAACACUUACACCAGGCUGGUGGCAAAGAUGCUAUCUGACAGACCAGAAGGCCAGAAAAUUUAUAUCAACUGUUACUGCCCAGGUUGGGUGAAGACUGCUAUGACAGGUUAUGCUGGGAAUAUAUCAGCCGAAGAAGGAGCUGACACUGCAGUUUGGCUUGCCUUGCUUCCGGACCUGGCAAUAACGGGGAAGUUUUUUGCUGAAAGACGUGAGAUAAGCUUCUAAGGUAGUCUGUCUAAAGACUGACAGUUUGCGCAACAGUUAAAUUGCUUCAUUACAGACUUCAUAUCCACUAAAGCUAUAAUGACGGUGCAAAUUCUAUUGUAAUCGACGUUUCUGAACUGCAACUGCAAUAUGCCGUGAGGGAAUACUUGAAGAAGGGAGCCGGCAACAUACGGUAGGGAUGUAGGCAGAUAGGAUGGAUUUUACAACGAAUUUGAUGUCAACAAGGGUACGCCACGUGCUUCUGUAUCAUCGCAAAGCUGAGAUUUUUAAAGCACUCUUUGUUCUCAAUCUUGUCUAGUUAUUGGGAUUAAGACUAGAUUAAGUUGGGUAGUGACUGUUAUGCUAAAUGUUUCUUUUAUUUACCUAUCAAUGCAAGUGAUUUUCGUAGUGUCA
Pyrus x bretschneideri (Chinese white pear) is the source of this 1540-nucleotide messenger RNA. RefSeq names its product (+)-neomenthol dehydrogenase. Gene Ontology annotation, cellular component: membrane. Bases 197 to 1147 code for a protein of 316 amino acids. Gene Ontology annotation, molecular function: oxidoreductase activity, acting on the CH-OH group of donors, NAD or NADP as acceptor. Lineage: Eukaryota; Viridiplantae; Streptophyta; Magnoliopsida; Rosales; Rosaceae. The transcript has 4 exons. The record is from RefSeq and is a predicted model, not a curated record.